Messenger RNA from Penicillium longicatenatum, 237 nucleotides. RefSeq lists its product as uncharacterized. The record is from RefSeq and is a predicted model, not a curated record. The coding region runs from base 1 to 237 and encodes 78 amino acids. Lineage: Eukaryota; Fungi; Ascomycota; Eurotiomycetes; Eurotiales; Aspergillaceae. The transcript has a single exon.
AUGCCCAUCCCGACCGCAGAAAUCUACGAUAAGGAGCAACAACAAACCGCCGAAAAUCAAGCCUCAUCCAACACCUUGUCCUCCGAAAAUAAUGGCAGCAAUGGCCAGCAUGACGUAUCUAGCUCUUCAGCUGCGGGCAGUGUCGAGGGCGAGCGUGUGCUGAGCAGGGAGGAGGCGGACCGGUUAUAUGAGGAGCGUAUGGAAGACGAAUAUGCGAAGAGGGAGGGAGGUGCUUGA